Molecule: messenger RNA, 2028 nt
Organism: Oppiella nova
Lineage: Eukaryota; Metazoa; Arthropoda; Arachnida; Sarcoptiformes; Oppiidae
Source: the annotation of a GenBank genome assembly
AUGAAGUAUAUCCUGAACACGUCCAUGAAAUGGAUCUCACUUUUUGGUACCUUUGAGACCACGGGAUUUAUACUGGGAACUUUCAUCGCCCUAUUAUUCAAAUACCUGAACAGACAGAUAACGUUUGCCAUAUUUUUUACAUUCCUCACCAUCGCAUCGGCUGUCAUACCCCUAUCCCCAUACAUAUGGGUGCUAUACUUAUGCGCGUUUACCAUCGGCCUGGGAGCUGCUGUUUACGGUAGUGCCACCACAGUGUGGACAGUGGAGUUGGGAAGGGGUAGUAAGGUUCCCAUAGUGCAGGUGUUUGAGUUAUCCUUUGGCAUCGGCGCUGUUCUGUCGACAAUGGCUUUAAAGCCAUACCUAAUCGGCGAACCCUCGCAGACAAAGGGUCUGAAAGUAUAUUCAGACAAUGAGUUAGUGAUUGAUGUGAACGAUGUAACCGAAAGAAGGUCCCGGCUUAUGUACCCCACUAUGCUUAUUGGAGCAUGCAUCAUUACUAUUCCGAUCGCAUUGUUUAUCAUGUAUUUCCUUAAGCCAUACAAAGAGCCUAAAGUUAAAGGGGAGGACAACACAGAUACUGAAGUUGAGACACAAGACACUCAUUACAACAACAAUAAUAAUAAUAAUUAUGACGUGAUUUCAAAGAAGUUGUUUAACAGGAAAGAGACUCCGAGAAAGACAAUGAGAUUACUAUUUGCCUUAGAGUUUGCAUUUUAUUUAGUGUUUGAGACGACUUUCAAUAAGUUUUCGGUCACUUAUUUCCAGUACUCACCGCUCAAACUGACCGCUGAAAAGGCCACUGAGCUAUACACCGUAGCCAUGAGUGUCUAUACUGCGGGACUGGUACUUAACAUAUUAUAUCCGUACAGAUUUCAGAUAAAAAAUAUCAUUUCAUUUCAUUACGUAAUGGUUAUUAUCGGAGCUAUACUACUGAUACCGGGCCGCACAUCACUACCUAUGCUGUGGGCAGCUAUGAUAGUCAUGUAUAUGGGGUUUUCAGCCAUGUACUCCGGUAUUAUAGCCAUAACCGAGCAGCACCUGGACAUGACUAACCAAUUGAGUACAGUGUUCCUGUUAUUUCGUGCGGCGGCGGUCAUACCCCUAUCACCAUACCUAUGGGUGCUAUAUAUCUGUGCCUUUGUCAUAGGCAUGGGCUCCAGUAUUUACGGCGGUUUCUCGACGGUCUGGAUGAUAGAGCUAUGGCGGGGCAGUCGUGUACCCGUUAUACAGAUGUAUGAGGUUUGCUAUGGUGUCGGUUCAAUCCUGGCCACAGUAGCACUCAAACCAUACCUCGUCGGUGAACCCAAUCACGCAAACAAUCAGACCAUGAGUUAUAACAACGAGUUAGAGAUUUAUAUUAACGAUGUGGUCGAUAGGAGGUCUCGACUCAUGUUUCCCACUUUGUUAAUUGGAGCAAGCAUCAUUUCAAUCCCAAUGGCGUUGAUUGGCAUGCAUUUCAUAAAACCAUACAAAGAGCCAAAAUUAAAGUCUGAGGACAGCCAUGAAGACAGUAGUCAGUCCUCACACGAAGACAAUGCCAUCCCUACGAAACUGUUUGACAGGAAGGAAACCCCGCGAAAGACUAUACGCCUAUUGUUUGCACUGUUUUUCUCGCUGUACAUCAUCUUUGAGACGGUAUUCAUGAAGUUCUCGCAGACAUACUUCCAGUACUCACCGCUCAGACUGUCGGCCGAGUCGGCCACGGAGAUCAUAUCCGUGUCGCUCACCGUUAAUACGGUGGGACUGGCCUUAAAUAUACUGUACCCCUACAAACUUCAAUACAAAACAAUAAUCGCUUUUCAUUACGUGGUUAUCAUAAUCGGCACAAUACUACUGAUACCGGCGCGUACGUCCAUUACCAUGCUAUGGGUGGCCAGUAUCACGAUGUGUAUGGGCUUUUCGGCCAUGUAUGCCGGUAUAUACACGUUCACCGAGCAGUACCUGGAUAUGACGAGUAGGAUAAAUGCCGUAUUCCUACUGUUUAGGGGUCUGUUUACUCUCAUAACGCCAUUCAUUGUCGGCAAUUGG